This is a messenger RNA of Scomber scombrus (Atlantic mackerel), 1082 nucleotides long. It is a transcript of the gene tcf15, whose product is annotated as transcription factor 15. Gene Ontology annotation, molecular function: protein dimerization activity; DNA-binding transcription factor activity, RNA polymerase II-specific; RNA polymerase II transcription regulatory region sequence-specific DNA binding. Gene Ontology annotation, biological process: developmental process; regulation of transcription by RNA polymerase II. Bases 167 to 706 code for a protein of 179 amino acids. The record is from RefSeq and is a predicted model, not a curated record. NCBI's taxonomy places the organism in Eukaryota, Metazoa, Chordata, Actinopteri, Scombriformes, Scombridae. The transcript is spliced from 2 exons.
UAGGCCAACGCAAACUGAUGAAAAGUCGGUCAGCUUUAUUGAACACGUUUUUUUACUCCGGUGGUUUAAUGCAGCCUCGGUGCCACACUGAGAUGAAGUGUCCGUGCUUGAGUAGGUUUUCUGGCUGAUAUUUCAGAGGAUUUGGAGCUGGGACUGCUAACUUUUAAUGAUGACUUUUGCCAUGCUGCGGCCUGUGGCGACGCACUUGAUCUACUCAGACUUCAAUAUCACGUCCGAGGACGAUGAAAACCGCAGCGAAAGCGACGACAGCUCGGAGCAAAGUUACUGUAGCUCCGAAAAGCGAAGACGGCUUUCAGGCAACCUGGAAGGAGAAACCACAGUGGUGAUAAAACAGAGGAGCGCGGCUAACGCCAGGGAGAGAGGUAGGACCCAAAGUGUCAACACCGCAUUCACAGAUCUCCGGACUCUCAUACCCACCGAACCAGUGGACAGAAAGCUCUCCAAGAUCGAAACUCUUCGCCUGGCAUCCAGCUACAUUUCCCAUCUGGCCAACGUGCUUCUUCUCGGAGACGGCAGCGUGGAUGGACAGCCCUGCCUCGGCGCGGUCCAUACGCAAGGAGAGAGCGGGGCGAAGCAGCCGCGGACCAUCUGCACCUUCUGUCUGAGCAACCAGAGGAAAGGGAUAAAGGAUGGAAAAGACUGUUUAAAAAUGCGAGGGCUGGGUCCGCUGCGAAUGAGACGCUGACUGAAGACCAGUGAAUGAUUAGCAACCUGAAAAUCCUCAAAGACUUUCUCAGGGAAGAGUCAACGCUGGUGUUACACACACAGAUAUACACACACACAGAUAUACAUAAAUACAUACACACACACACUCACAUGCACAUGCACACACUCACAUGCACCUACACACAUGCACAUACACACAUGCACAUACUACAUGCUGGAUCAAAUGAUGGAACCAAACAGACUAUUUAUACAUGACUGAGAAAUUUAAGCAUAAGCCUUUCAGAGAUGCAGUGCAUUUGUUUGAAACUUAUGAGUGUUUGUCCCCUUUUUUUGGAAAAGUUUUAAAUAAAAUUUAUUUUAUCAAAAAUCUUGAUUUCUUAAUGAAAUUAGAUGUA